CGCUCAACAGCCUCUGCUCUACCGGAAAUAGAAACGGAGAAGAAGACUCAUCCACGCUCAGGCAAGGGUAGUUGUGAAACAAGCAAGAAGCUAGCUGAUGCUGCACUAAAUCCUUCCCCUCUGCAUGUGUUGUGUCCGGUUGUGUCGUGUCUCAGUAUCAGUUGUCGUCCUCUGAGUUGUUGCUGUCAAUCAAAAAGAAGAAUUCAAACCAACCCGGUGUGCAGACAUGAGCUCGGUCAGAGAUGAAGGUAAGGACCGAAUUAUCUUUGUCACCAAAGAAGAUCAUGCGACACCCAGCAGUGCUGAGCUGGUAGAGGAAGACCCUGAUGACCCUUAUGAGGAGCGAGGGCUGAUUCUUCCCAGUGGGGAGAUCAACUGGAACUGCCCCUGUCUGGGUGGGAUGGCCAGCGGACCCUGUGGGACUGAAUUUAAAGACGCCUUCUCCUGUUUCCACUACAGUAAGGAGGAGGUGAAGGGAUCUGAGUGCCUGGAGCACUUCAGGGCCAUGCAGGAGUGUAUACAGCGUUACCCCGAGCUCUAUCCACAAGAAGAUGACAAGGUGCAAAAAGAACAAUCAUCAGAAACAGAGCCGACCUCACAAGACUCUGCAUCUGCAGAAACCCCAGGUGCCGACUCAACAUCUACAGAGACCCCAGGUGCCGACUCAACAUCUACAGAGACCCCAGGUGCCGACUCAACAUCUGCAGAGACCCCAGGUGCCGACUCAACAUCUGCAGAGACCCCAGGUGCCGACUCAACAUCUGCAGAAACCCCAGGUGCCGACUCAACAUCUACAGAGACCCCAGGUGCCGACUCAACAUCUGCAGAGACCCCAGGUGCCGACUCAACAUCUGCAGAAACCCCAGGUGCCGACUCAACAUCUGCCACCGAGCCGGACUCUGAUAGUAUGCCACCCAACACAGAGGGCUCAGGGGAAAGCUAGUGAUGAGCCCUGGUUACAAUGUAAAGCCAAGACUUAAGAAUCGGACUGAAAUCACAUUAAGUCAUUGCUUGUUACAUUCAUAAAUAACAUCAUAGUGUUUUUUUAACAUUUACUGUUGAAAUUCUUUUUUAAAUGAAGCAAAAACCUUUUGAGGGUGUAUCCAAAAUGCUCAUUAUUAUUAUUUCUUUAA
Molecule: messenger RNA, 1133 nt
Organism: Notothenia coriiceps (black rockcod)
Lineage: Eukaryota; Metazoa; Chordata; Actinopteri; Perciformes; Nototheniidae
Product: mitochondrial intermembrane space import and assembly protein 40-B-like
Exons: 3
Coding region: 227-943 (238 amino acids)
Biological process (GO): protein import into mitochondrial intermembrane space
Cellular component (GO): mitochondrial intermembrane space
Molecular function (GO): protein-disulfide reductase activity
Source: RefSeq, a predicted model, not a curated record